UUUGAUUGACUUCCAAAACAGAAGUUGAAGUUAAGUAAAAUGUGGUUUUAACUUUAUUAAGAGAAGGUUACCUUAUACCUUUCAAAAAAAUGGCUCCGUCGUCUGGGGAACUAUGGGGGCACCAUCUUAUGCCGGAGAGUGUUUAUGUUGACUGUCUUCUUCCUAACGGGGUUAUUGUUCCACUCAGAUGUUUGCGGGAUACAUCCCUGGAGAAUAUAAAGAAGGAACUAUGGGGUGUAGCGGAACAGUAUCCAUUGUAUCAUAAACUUCAAGAACCUUCAGCUUAUAUUUUUGUUUCAAUUACUCAGGAUGCUGAAAGAGAGGAGUAUUAUGACGAGACAAGACGUCUUUGUGAUCUUCGUCUGUUCCAGCCCGUUCUUAAGAUUGUUGAGCCGGCAGGAAACAAGGAGGAAAAAAUGCUUAAAUAUGAUAUUGGGGUCGCUCUAGGAAUCCCUAUUCACGAGCUGGACGAUGAAAUGAACAAGAACUCGGAGGUUAUGGAAUUCAGAAAAAAUAUUCUGAGCGUAUGUAAGUCUGCUAUUGAAGAAAGACAAAGGAAUGGGGAUGAAUCACAGGUUUUGUACGAGCAUCCCCCUGAAAUUGAGCAGUAUCCAGAUCUUCCUAAAAGUCUAGCUGAUAAGCUAGAAAAAGGUUCUAUCCUAAUUGCAAUCUGGCAGCUGACCGCUCAGUGCCAGAAGCAGAAAUACACAGUUGCUGUUCUGCCAACAUCAACACCACUAGACGUCAUUAAAGAGGCAAUCUUCAAGUCUAUCAAGAACUCUAAGGAGUACCCCAAGCUUGAGGAUAAGAGGAGGGUAGUGGAACAGUUUCAUGAUCAUUAUUUACUUAAGGUGGCUGGUAGUGAUCAAUAUUUCUUAAAAUCUUGUCCCAUAUCUCAGUAUCGAUAUAUCAGGCAAUGUAUAACGAAGCGUGAGACCCCGCAUUUGAUGAUAAUGUCCCGAGACACUAUUUACAAUAAUAUUACUAAAUUUGAUUCUACUAAUGCUCUUAACCCAGGAUAUUCGAGGAAGAACAUCAGCCAGAGCCAGGGACAGACGGACUCACUCUGGAGGGUUAAUCAUACUUUCAGGGUUCAUAUAAUCAGUGCAAACUACGUCAAUGUCAAGGAUGUGGACAUGAUCUAUGUAAGAGUAGGUAUAUUCCAUGGAACAGAGCCCCUCUGUAUUAUCAAGGAGACAAAGCAUGUUGAUUAUACUAAUCCUAAAUGGGAUGAAUGGGUUGAUCUAGAUAUAAAGGUUCCAGAUAUUCCUCGAUCAGCUAAACUAUGUUUAUCCAUCUGUUCAUCAAAGAAGCAACGUAGAAACAAGGAUAAGGAGGAGACCACAAUGCUGUCCUGGGGGAACAUGAACAUGUUCGAUUAUACACACAAGUUACUAUGUGAUAAGACUCCGUUCUACCUCUGGGGAGUACCUAAAGGAUUUGACGAUUACUUAAACCCUCUCGGUAUCAUUGGGUCUAAUCCUAACACAGACUCUCCUAGGCUAGAACUAGAGUUCGAGAAAAGUGCAAAUCCUAUUCUUUUCCCGGAUUACGAUUCCAUUAAAAACUACGCUUCUUUUAUUAGCAGUCAAUGCAUGGAUAAAAUGACGGAAAGACCGUCUGAAAAGGAUAGGUUAGUCCUCAAGGAUAUAGAGCUACGGGAUCCCUUGUCUGAGAUAUCUGAACAGGAGAAGGUUCUACUCUGGACCUAUAGGCAUUAUCUGAAGAAGAUGCCAAACAUUUUACCCAGGUUGCUGGAUGCUGUAAAAUGGGAGUCUAGAGACGAAGUUUCUGAGGUUUAUAUGUUAUUGGAGGAUUGGAAACCAGUCUCUACGCAGACAUCUUUGGAGUUGCUGGACUGUAAGUUUGCGGAUUUACGAGUGCGAAAGUGUGCUGUAAAAUGGUUGGAUAAAUCACUCUCAGAUGAAGAAUUAGGCCUGUAUUUACUUCAGCUUGUGCAAACAUUGAAAUAUGAACAAUACUUGGACAAUCCUCUUUCUAAACUACUCCUCAGGAGAGCACUUCUUAAUAGAAAAAUUGGGCAUUUUUUCUUCUGGCACUUGAAAUCUGAGAUGUCAAGUCCGUGUCACAUAAUCCGGUUUGGUCUUCUUCUAGAGGCCUUCUGUCGGGGUCUAGGACCAUCCCUGAAGGAAUUGAACCGACAAGUUGAAGCGCUUGACAAACUAACGAAGCUGACAGAUUCCAUUAAAGAGCGAGCUAAUGAACCAAGCGAAAAACGACUAAGGUAUCUGUAUGAACAGAUCUCGAAGAUUGAUUAUAUGGCAAGUUUACAGAAUUUCAGAUCUCCUCUUGAACACACGCUUUCACUAGGUCAACUUGAGAUAAAUAGGUGCCGAGUAAUGGACAGUGCUAAGAAACCCUUGUGGCUGGUGUGGAAGAACCCAGAUCCCCUGUCUGAUAAGAUAAAAGGAUACGAGCUCAACAGUAUCAUAUUUAAGAACGGAGAUGAUUUGAGGCAGGAUAUGCUGACCCUUCAGGUUAUCCGUAUAAUGGACAGUAUAUGGAACCGUGAAGGUCUGAAUCUAAGGAUGAUGCCGUAUGCUUGUCUUGCUACAGGGUCGCAGGUUGGUAUGAUAGAGGUAGUAAGGAACGCUGUAACAGUUUAUCAGAUACAACGACUAGGAGGGAAAUUCGCAGCAAUUCAGGUUGAUAACACCCAGCUGUUUAAAUGGAUUCGGGAGAAGAAUAAAACCUUGCUUGAACAGGCGAUCGAGACUUUUACUUCCUCCUGCGCUGGAUAUUGUGUCGCCACGUUUAUUCUCGGGAUCGGAGACAGGCAUCCGGACAACAUUAUGGUGACCGAGGAGGGUCAAAUUUUCCACAUUGACUUCGGCCAUUUUCUCGGGCAUUAUAAGAAGAAAUUUGGAAUUAACAGGGAAAGGGUACCGUUUGUCCUGCCUGAGGAUUUUAUCUAUGUGAUCAGCGGUGGAAAGGAGAACCCGAGGAAAUCCAACGAGUUUGAGAAGUUCCAGGAGUUGUGUGGUUUAGCGUACAUGGCUUUACGCAAACAUGCAAACCUUCUCAUUACACUUUUCACCAUGAUGCUCCCAACUGGAAUUACAGAACUGCAGAAUAUCAGUGAUGUUGAAUAUCUACGGAAGACUCUGUCAGUUGAAAAAUCAGACGAGGAAGCUCUUCAAUAUUUCCAGAAUAUCUUCAGUGAAGCUCAUGGUGGAAGCUGGAAAACUAAACUAGAUUGGUUCUUUCACGCUAGCAAACAUGGAGUCUGAAUAAUACAAAGUGAAAGAGGAUAAUCAUAGAAGUUCAUCAUUCAAGGAGAGUCGAGCAACUUUUCUUUACACUCAAAUCAAUCAAACUUAAUUUAAUGUUUUUUUAUUAUGCAAGG
Eurytemora carolleeae is the source of this 3367-nucleotide messenger RNA. Its product is annotated as phosphatidylinositol 4,5-bisphosphate 3-kinase catalytic subunit alpha isoform. Lineage: Eukaryota; Metazoa; Arthropoda; Copepoda; Calanoida; Temoridae. Gene Ontology annotation, biological process: phosphatidylinositol-3-phosphate biosynthetic process; phosphatidylinositol-mediated signaling; cell migration. Gene Ontology annotation, cellular component: cytoplasm; phosphatidylinositol 3-kinase complex; plasma membrane. Gene Ontology annotation, molecular function: 1-phosphatidylinositol-3-kinase activity; 1-phosphatidylinositol-4-phosphate 3-kinase activity. The record is from RefSeq and is a predicted model, not a curated record. The coding region runs from base 90 to 3251 and encodes 1053 amino acids. The transcript is spliced from 42 exons.